Cuscuta campestris is the source of this 2051-nucleotide messenger RNA. Lineage: Eukaryota; Viridiplantae; Streptophyta; Magnoliopsida; Solanales; Convolvulaceae. The record is from the annotation of a GenBank genome assembly.
CCAUCACAAUGAUUUUCAAAGAGGAACUUGUAUGCUAUUCACACAUCUUCAUUUGUGCUUGAACGAGAAGUCAAUCAAUGCUCGGGGGCCAAACGCAAGAAAUUGGGCCAAAACUGGAGCUGAAUUCAGGAAUAGCAAUGUGGACAUGGGGGACUGAGGAAUCAGUGUUACACAAUGCAAUGACAGAGAUGUUGAGGUCGGCCACGAUUGCUUCUUGGAUAGAGAUAGAAAUACCCCGUAUAUAACUUGGCAGGUCAAAUAUUUUUUGGGCCCAAAUUAAUAUCCCGCCGAGGCUCGUUUAUACAUUCCCGCAUUGCCCUUCGUCCUAAAUCCUAAUCCUGAUCGGAGUAGAAAGCGCGUCAACAUCAUGGGUGCCUAUAUAUGAAAUCCAAAAUCAUUCACAAAUCAUCAGAAUCCCUUACGGAGUUACGGUAGUCUCUCUAGAAACCCUAAAUUCACAGUCAUGGCUGACACGAUGAUACUCCGAAUCCUCGGUAGUCUCACUAGUAAUCCUAAAUUCACAGUCAUGGCGAACACGAUGAUACUCCAAACCCUCCACGCUGACCUCCGGCGGAUGUAUGUGAACAAACUCCACUUGGUCAACAAUGAAGAUGAUCGUAACUUGCGUUACGCCUUCUACUUUGGCGAUGAUGUCGUUUUUAAUCUGGUCAGAACAUGGGAGAAAACCUUGUUGGCUGCGAGGGCCGUAGUUGCAAUCGAUGAUCCUAAGGACAUUGUUGUCCUUUCCGCUAGACCAUUUGCUCAUAAGGCUGUCUCAAAAUUUGCUGAAGUAAUUGGUGUUGGGAUUCCUCCAAGUCCCACACCGGAGGGAGAAGUAAAAAUGGACCAAAAUAUAUAGGUUCACCCAAACCCAUUAGUAUGAGGCCUUUUGGGAGGUGCCCAAAAACAAAUCCGUGAGGGCUUGGCCCAGAGCGGACAAUAUCAUACUAAUGCGGGGUUGGGGUGAGGGCACGCGCAGUCCCAACAUGUGGUAUCAAAGCCCAGGUUCUUGCGGGCGGGAGUAGCGGACUGUGCAGUGUGGAAAAAUCUCGGUGUGACGGUGUAACUAGGACCAAGACCAAGAAAGAGGAUCUGCAAGUGGUUGCAGGUGGUGCCUUGUGUCGAAAGUCUUCCCGACGAGAGGAGGUCGGGCGGCGCGUCCCGUGAAGUUAUAGCCACGGCGGUACAAGAUGAUUUGGUGGAUCAAAUGGUGUAGCCCAGCGAAGGAAAGAUCUGCAGUUCGAGCCUUGCGUCGAAAGUCCCAAGACUUUUGCUCAACAACUCCAUGAUUCAUCCCUCAAGCCUUGCCUCUUAAUCGUUGCUGAUCCGACAACUGAUCGCCUGGCUAUCCAAGAAGCAUUCCUGGCUGACCUCAACAUCCCUGUCAUUGCAUUGUGUGGCAGUGAUUCCUCAUUCCGCCAUGUUGACAUUGCUAUUCCUGCAAACAACAAGUCAAAGCAAAGCAUUGGUUAUGUUUUCUGGCUUUUUGCAAGGAUGGUUCUUCAGAUUCGUGGAGAGAUUCCACAAGGACACAUCUGGCAUGAUGUUCCGGUUGAACAAUUUUUGUGUGAUGAUAGACUUGAGGAGCAACCUGAAGAGGAGGAGAAAGUACCUGAACUGGAAUUUUUACCGGUGCCAGACUUGCAACUUCCAUGGCCAUGCGGGCCGCGGGAUAAUGGAGACAACCCCCCACCUGCUUCAUGGGCAACUACUGUUUGUCCAGGAGAUAGCGAAGCUGAAUUGGACCCUGAAGAAUACCAUGGAACAACCAAUAUUGAAGAAGAGGAGGACCACCUUGGGCAUGCAGAUUGAAAUUGUGAUUUUGUGAAUUGAUCUUAUGGCUUUGUGAAUGUUGUAAUAAUCUUAUGGCUGAUUGUAAUUGUGGGGAUAUUGUGGUAAUUGCAAUCAAUACCAGCACUGGUCCCUUUGAACAUUUAUAAUUGUAGUAGUGGUAAUCUAUGUGGUUUCAUGAAUAGCACAUGAAUGAUUAGUGUAUUUAUCUAUGUUAUGGAAUUUGUGAUUGUUUAUGUGCUUGGCUUUACUGAAGUGAU